This is a messenger RNA of Tachyglossus aculeatus (Australian echidna), 1218 nucleotides long. RefSeq names its product prolyl-tRNA synthetase associated domain-containing protein 1-like. The transcript has 2 exons. Gene Ontology annotation, molecular function: aminoacyl-tRNA deacylase activity. The record is from RefSeq and is a predicted model, not a curated record. The coding region runs from base 19 to 534 and encodes 171 amino acids. Lineage: Eukaryota; Metazoa; Chordata; Mammalia; Monotremata; Tachyglossidae.
CCCUCCAGCGACGCCCCCAUGGCUGCGUCGCUCCGGGCGGCGCUGGAGGAGCAGCUGAGGGCCCUGGGCAUUUCCGGCGUCAGCGUGGAGCACCCCGAGGUAUUUACUGUUGAAGAGAUGAUGCCCCACGUCAAACACCUGAAAGGAGCCCACAGUAAAAACCUCUUUCUGAAAGAUAAAAAGAAGAAGGGAUUUUGGCUGGUCACAGUUCUCCACGACAGGCAAGUUCAUUUAAACGACCUUGCCAAGAAGCUGGGGGUUGGGGGGGGGAAUCUGCGGUUUGCCGACGAGGCUGCCAUGCUGGAGAAGCUCCAGGUUGGGCAUGGCUGUGCCACGCCCCUGGCCCUCUUCCGCGACCACGGAGACGUGAAAUUUGUCCUGGAUUCGGCCUUCGUGGAAGGGGGCCACGAAAAGGUCUACUUCCACCCAAUGACAAAUUCUGCCACUAUGGGUCUGGACCCUGAAGACUUUCUCAAAUUUGUGAGGAAGACGGGACACGAUCCCAUAAUACUGAACUUUGACGAAGGCAAUUGAUUCCUUCAAGUUGUAAACACCAUGUUGGACUUACACUUUGGGAACUGUCAGUUUUCCUUAAACGGAAUUCUCAUUUUACCAAUGGUAUCACUUUCCCUUUUGGAAAAAUGAGUUAGUUUUAGGAUAAUCUGUCUUUCCUAAAUCAAUCAAUUGUAUGUACUGAAUGUUACGUGCAGAGCAUUGUUCUGAGCGCUUAGUACCGUAAGCACUCAAUAAUUACGAUUAAUUCGAAGCACUUGGGCGAGUACAGUACUAACAUGAUCCUUUUUUUAGUGCUUCAAGCCAAGAGUAAUAGGGAAAAUAUAUUUUUAGUUUAUAAAAGCACUCAUUUUUCUAUUCUGAGUCAUUAUCUGCAGUUUCCCUUCUGCAUUUACUACCGUUUAUAAUUUACGCGUGCAUUUGUGCUCAUGUACUUCGGAUUGCAAUUAAAUGGGAGAAACUAUUGUAAAGUGUUGCCUUAGCCUUGCUUUAAAAAUACACUUGCAGCAAAUUCAGUACACCUUGUGGGACUGUCAAGAGUAGAGCGAUUUCUUAGAUGUCCAUUUCAUUGGGAAAACAAUACACAGGCAUUCAGGUUUUCCAUUAGAAGAAAUUUCUCAGGACACUUGGAACCCUAAAGAUCUUAUUAACUCAUAGUUCUACUAUCCCCCCUGUCGAUUUUCAGUAAUAAUAAUGGUAUUUGUU